Molecule: messenger RNA, 4782 nt
Organism: Pundamilia nyererei
Lineage: Eukaryota; Metazoa; Chordata; Actinopteri; Cichliformes; Cichlidae
Gene: myo1f
Product: myosin IF
Exons: 29
Coding region: 679-3957 (1092 amino acids)
Biological process (GO): actin filament organization; endocytosis
Cellular component (GO): actin cytoskeleton; microvillus; cytoplasm
Molecular function (GO): actin filament binding; ATP binding; microfilament motor activity
Source: RefSeq, a predicted model, not a curated record
CACUGACAAUAAUGAGAAACAAUCAGAGGUGCAAUCACAGAGAAACCCCACAUCUGAAAGAGUCACAAACCCGCCCGUGAAUGAAUGAGACCUGACCCUGCGCUGGCACGCGCAUCUUGCAGGAGCUUUAAAGACUCUCGAUCCAGCUGACGUAAAACACAGGAAAACCAGCAACUGACACCUCCACUCACACACUACAAAGUCGACUCUGAAUGAACCCGUCUGUUAUUAUGGGCGUUGGAGGCAGCAGCCUCUCUGACAAGACAAACACUAUGAGAAGCCGCUACAUGAAGCGACCACAGCCUGGGUGGAGCCGCUAACACACGGCUGAAACACCAUCAUUUGGCAACUGAUUUAAGAUAACUAUCCCCUUUCUGCGGAUGAGCGUCGCUUGCCGUCAACGCUCGCCUGCUGGCGAACUGGGCUGACUAAUUGUGCCGUGGACCCGGCCGUCGUUUCUUCAUCCUCCCGUCUGACGACUCCGAGCAUGACAGAGCGCAGAAUGGAGAAGUAAGCGGCUGGGCUUCAUGCGGGUGCUGGUUGCUGUUGGCUGUCCUGGUUGUGCGAUGGCAGCAAUCUAAGGUCAACCUGUGGAUUUUUUACAACACGCGCAAACCCCCCCCCACACCAUCUCUCUGGACAGUGGACGGCUGAGGAGGAGAGAGGCCCGCGGGAACAAUGGCAAAGUACCACUGGCAGAGUCAAAAUGUCAAGCAAAGCGGCGUGGACGACAUGGUCCUCCUGUCAAAGAUCACCGAAGACGCCAUCGUGGACAACCUGAAGAAGAGAUACAUGGACGACUACAUCUUUACUUACAUCGGCCCUGUGUUGAUAUCUGUUAACCCCUUCAAACAGAUGCCCUACUUCACUGACAGAGAGAUUGAACUCUAUCAAGGAGCUGCCCAGUAUGAGAAUCCACCGCACAUCUACGCCUUGACUGACAACAUGUACAGAAACAUGAUGAUUGACGGGGAGAAUCAGUGUGUUAUCAUCAGCGGUGAGAGCGGUGCUGGGAAGACAGUGGCUGCCAAAUACAUCAUGGGUUACAUUUCCAAAGUAUCUGGAGGAGGAUCGAAAGUGCAGCAUGUAAAAGAAAUCAUCCUGCAGUCAAAUCCUCUGUUGGAAGCCUUUGGUAAUGCCAAGACUGUUCGCAACAACAACUCUAGUCGUUUUGGGAAAUACUUUGAGAUCCAGUUCAGCAGAGGAGGGGAGCCAGAUGGUGGAAAAAUAUCAAACUUUCUGCUCGAGAAGUCAAGGGUGGUCAGCCAGAACGAGAACGAGAGGAACUUCCACAUUUACUAUCAGUUGAUAGAGGGAGCUAGUGCUCAGCAGAGAGAGGCCCUGGGCGUCAUGACUCCUGAUUAUUACUACUACCUCAACCAGUCUGGGACAUACAAGGUGGAUGGGACCAAUGACAGCAAAGACUUCCAGGAAACUAUGGAGGCCAUGCAGGUGAUUGGGAUCCCAGGUGACAUCCAGACGCAGGUGCUGCAGAUCGUUGCGGGUAUCCUCCACCUGGGAAACAUUAGCUUCAUAGAAGCAGGCAACUAUGGGCAGGUGGAAAGCACAGACUUGCUCGCAUUCCCCGCCUAUCUGCUGGGCAUCGACCCCAACCGUCUGCAGGACAAGCUGACCAGCCGGAAGAUGGAUUCAAAGUGGGGAGGGAAGUCUGAGUCCAUUAACGUGACCCUGAACCAGGAGCAGGCCAACUACACACGAGAUGCCCUGGCCAAAGCGCUGUAUGCACGCCUCUUUGACUACCUGGUGGAGUCUAUAAAUAAAGCCAUCCAGAAACCAUAUGAGGAAUUCAGCAUCGGAGUGCUUGACAUUUAUGGCUUUGAGAUAUUCCAGAGAAACGGUUUUGAGCAGUUUUGCAUCAACUUUGUCAACGAGAAACUGCAACAGAUCUUCAUCGAACUCACCCUGAAGGCUGAGCAGGAAGAAUAUGUUCAGGAGGGCAUCAAGUGGACGCCCAUCGAGUACUUCAACAACAAGAUCGUGUGCGACCUUAUUGAAAAUAAACUGAACCCUCCGGGUAUAAUGAGCGUGCUGGAUGAUGUGUGCGCCACCAUGCAUGCCAAAGGAGAGGGUGCAGAUGGCACUCUGCUGCAGAAACUGCAGGCUGCUGUGGGGACGCACGAACAUUUCAACAGCUGGAACUCGGGCUUUGUUAUACAUCACUACGCCGGGAAGGUGUCGUAUGAUAUCAACGGCUUCUGUGAGAGAAAUCGGGACGUGCUUUUCCCCGACCUCAUCGAGCUCAUGCAGAGCAGUGAAUUUAACUUCAUCCGUAGCUUGUUCCCCGAAAACCUCAACACAGAUAAAAAAGGAAGGCCGACCACGGCAAGUUCAAAGAUCAAGAAACAAGCGAACGACCUGGUGAACACGCUGAUGAAGUGCACGCCGCAUUACAUCCGCUGCAUCAAACCCAAUGAGACAAAGCGGCCGAAAGACUGGGAGGAGAGCAGGGCCAGGCAUCAAGUAGAAUACCUCGGACUGCGGGAAAACAUCCGCGUACGAAGGGCUGGAUUCGCAUAUCGGAGACUCUUCAGUAAAUUCCUGAUGAGGUACGCCAUUCUGACAGCCGAAACAUGGCCGUGCUGGAGAGGGCCAGAGCAGCAGGGGGUGCUUCACCUCCUUCGCUCCGUCAACAUGGAUAACGAUCAGUACCAGAUGGGACGCACCAAAGUCUUUGUGAAGAACCCCGAAUCGCUGUUUCUGCUUGAGGAGAUGAGAGAGAGGAAGUUUGACACUUUUGCCAGAAUCAUUCAAAAAGCCUGGAGAAAAUUCAUCGCGAGGAAGAAGUACGAACAGAUGAGAGAAGAGGCCUCAGACAUCCUGUACAACUCCAAAGAGCGGAGGAAAAACAGCAUCAACAGGAACUUCGUUGGCGACUACCUCGGGCUGGAGCAGAGGCCUGAGCUGCGGCAGUUCCUCGCCAAGAGGGAGCGCGUCGACUUCGCUGAUUCGGUUAACAAGUUUGAUCGCAGGUUCAAGUCUAUCAAGAGAGAUUUGAUCCUGACACCGAAAGGCAUCUAUCUGAUUGGCCGAGAGAAGGUGAAGAAAGGACCUGAGAAAGGACAGAUAAAGGAAGUACUAAAGCGGAAGAUGGAGUUUGGAGGCAUCAGCAGUGUCUCUCUCAGUACGAGACAGGAUGAUUUCUUCAUCCUCCACGAAGCCCAGUAUGACAGUUUGCUGGAAUCCAACUUUAAGACAGAGUUCCUCAGUUUGCUUUCCAAACGCUACGAGGAAGUGACAAAAAGAAAACUGACAAUCUCCUUCGGUGACAGGCUGGAGUUCAGAGUGAAGAAGGAGGGCUGGGGUGGAGGAGGCACCAGAAUAGUAGUGUUCCAGAAAGGCCCUGGAGACGUGGCCCAGCUCAAACCUGGAGGGAAGACCCUGUCUGUCACAAUAGGAGAUGGUCUACCCAAAUCCUCCAAGCCAACCAGGAAGUCGUUUCCUCCGUCUUCUGGUGGAGGAAGAGGAGGAAGAAACCACGUAGCGCCCAAUUCGCAUCAGAACGGUGGAGCCAAAUUCCCCAGAGGUCCUCAUAACCCACAAGCCGAUAUCACGUAUUCCUCCCCGCAAAAGCAGGGCCGACCACUCCAGGGAGGCCCGCCCAAACUGGGAUCCCAGAGAGGGCCCCGACCUCCAGCGCCAAACCAGUACAACCAAGGAAACUUGGACUUCCUUAAUGUGCCUGAUCAGGGCAUGUCAGGGAAGCAGAGGAAAAUGAGCAUCCCCCAGCGACCUCCUCCUGCUCCUAAACCGCAGCCUCGACCUCAGGGUCCUCGCUGCCGGGCGUUAUAUCAGUACGUCGGCCAAGACACGGAUGAGAUCAGCUUCGAGGCCAAUGAUGUGUUAGAUCUUGUCAAAGAAGACCCGUCAGGCUGGUGGACGGGCAGAAUUAGAGGGAAGGAAGGUCUCUUCCCGGGUAACUAUGUGGAAAAGAUUUGAUGAGAACCUUGCGAACGUGUCUGUGUUUGCUCAUAAACAGAUGUAAUUCAGCACAUUCAGAAACUGCCUGCGAGUUGUUCACGGAUGCAUCGGGGCUUUCAAAGGGUCGAGCUCUCUGAUGUUUGAGCCCCAGCUAAUUUACCCGGCAGCGUGCUGUAGAAGCAGAACACAUGAAGGAUUACUCUUGGGUUUAUUAUCGCUAAAGCACAACUGCAAAUAGCUGCUCAGGUUCCAUCUUUGUCUUGGUGUCAAACAAUCCCGUUGAGAAAGAAACCAGCGAGGUCUUCGACGUCACCUCUGACUGGUUCCUCCACGACUCAAGUUACGCCGAGUGAAGGCGUGACAGAAGAGCAGCAUGAAAAUACUGCAUCGCUUCCUGAUGUUUACACUGUUUUAUCUGCCUGAAGCUUUCUUCACGAUCAAUGACGACCACUUCUUUUGAUUAAGUCAACAAGCGUCUAAUCGAGUGAUAACAGACUUUUGAAAAUACUGAUGAUGAUGAUGCUUUUGCUCUGAAACUUCAGAUCAAAUCAAAGCCAUUAAGAGGAGCAACAUUUUAAUGUCAGUUAUCUUUUUUAUACUCUGAAUUUUUUUACUGAUAUUUCUCGUGGUAUUUUCUUGUAUUUUCGUUUUAAUAAAAAAAGGAAAAAACUUUUAUUUCCACGUUUUUACCUCGGGGACUUUUGCACGUGUUUGUUUUGUGUUGCCAGUAAGUUAGAAAAACAUUUGUGAAGAGCAGAACACAAAGAAAGAGAUGGAUGAACUUGAAUGUGAUUAUUUUGGCCAGCUUUGUAUUUUUAUUUUAACUUGUGGUGGAUUUUUGUA